Molecule: messenger RNA, 2091 nt
Organism: Nerophis ophidion (straightnose pipefish)
Lineage: Eukaryota; Metazoa; Chordata; Actinopteri; Syngnathiformes; Syngnathidae
Gene: dapk3
Product: death-associated protein kinase 3
Exons: 9
Coding region: 199-1563 (454 amino acids)
Biological process (GO): protein phosphorylation; positive regulation of apoptotic process; intracellular signal transduction
Cellular component (GO): nucleus; cytoplasm
Molecular function (GO): ATP binding; protein serine/threonine kinase activity
Source: RefSeq, a predicted model, not a curated record
ACCCCGGAGCCAAUUACACCACCAUUAUUUUGAAAGGUCAUAACGGAAGCUCUGUGAGUCGCAUCGGCAAGCUCGACAGUAUCGGUGGACUCAGCCACGGUCAGUGACUUUCGGGCGGAAUGCGUCACUCGUAGCUAACAGCAUUCCUAACACACACACCAAAGGGCUGUCAGUCAUCAUCAGUGCAGCCAGCAGGCCAUGGCUGGCUUCAGGCAAGAGGAUGUUGAGCUCCAUUAUGAGAUGGGAGAGGAGCUGGGCAGUGGGCAGUUUGCAAUUGUGCGCAAGUGCAAAGAGAAAAGCUCAGGCGUGGGCUACGCAGCGAAGUUCAUCAAGAAGCGCCGCCUGUCGUCCAGCCGGCGGGGCGUGAGCCGCGAGGAGAUCGAGCGCGAGGUGAACAUCCUGCGCGAGAUCCAGCACAGCAACAUCAUCACGCUGCACGACAUCUUCGAAAACAAGACCGACGUCAUCCUCAUCCUGGAGCUGGUGUCCGGCGGUGAGCUCUUUGAUUUCCUGGCCGAGAAAGAGUCGCUGACUGAGGAGGAGGCCACACAGUUCCUUAAGCAGAUCCUGGACGGCGUGCACUAUCUCCACUCCAAGCGCAUCGCUCACUUUGACCUCAAGCCUGAGAAUAUCAUGCUGCUGGACAAGAAUGUCCCUAAUCCCAGGAUAAAGCUGAUCGAUUUUGGGAUCGCUCAUCAGAUCAAAGCGGGGAACGAGUUCAAAAACAUUUUCGGAACGCCAGAGUUCGUAGCUCCAGAAAUAGUCAACUAUGAGCCGCUGGGUCUGGAGGCCGACAUGUGGAGCAUCGGGGUCAUUACAUACAUCCUGUUGAGCGGCGCCUCGCCAUUUCUCGGCGAAACCAAGCAGGAGACCCUCACCAACAUCUCGGCCGUCAACUACGACUUUGACGAGGAGUACUUCAGCAACACCAGCGAGCUCGCCAAGGACUUCAUACGACGCCUGCUGGUCAAAGACCCCAAGAAGAGAAUGACCAUCGAUGACAGUCUUCAGCAUCCAUGGAUAAAGGUCAUCAAGAGACGCAAUGUGCGCCAGGAGGAGCGCGACCACAAGCCCGAGCGCCGGCGUCUGAAGACCACCCGGCUGAAGGAGUACACCAUCAAGUCUCACUCCAGCAUGCCGCCCAACAACACCUACGUCAACUUCGAGCGCUUCUCCCAGGUGCUGGAGGAGAUCGCCUCGGCCGAGGAGGGCCUGAAGGACCUGGAGCGCAACCAGCGCUCGUGUCGCGACGACGUGGCCGCCCUGCUCUCCAUCUACGAGGAGAAGGAAGCCUGGUACAAGGAGGAGAGCCAGACCAUCUCCGGCGACCUGAGCGGCAUCCGCCAGGAGCUGCAGCGCACGCAGGCCCAGCGCAAGAAGAGCCAGGAGGACGCCCGGCUCGCCAUGCAAGCCGCCAACAUCCUCAAGCGCAAGUUCGGACGCCUGGAAAACCGCUACGAGUCUCUGGCCGAGCAGGUGGCCUCCGAAGUCCGCUGGGUGGAGGAGCUGGUCCGCUCCAUAUCUUUGGAAAAGGAUCGCCUGGACUGCGGCAGCACACCGUGAGCACAACAACUCUUUUCAUUCCUCGCCUAACUCGGAGUCCUCCCAUUAAAAAAAGGUCUCCUUUCUGUGCAGAACAUUAUUUAUUAUUUUACUGUAAUUUUACUCCUCACGCUCUAUUUUUUAAAAACAUUUUUUAACUUAGAAUGUUGGCAUGUAUUUUUCAUAGUCGUUACAAAGCAUUUGAGUCUUUUCUAAAGGGAUGCAAUAAACAGGAUGGCCAGUCAGUCACUGCUACUGACAACAUCUCACACUGUUCUGCUCAUCGUCUUAAAACCUAUGCACACUCGCCUUGUCCUCAAGACUUUAAAUCAUGGGACUUUUCUAAUGUUUGUCGUCCGUGCACACCUCAAACAUUCCAUUGACCUUUUGACAUAUUCCGUGAUGGGGGUUUUCCCAUGCACGUACUCAUUGGCACUUGAAUGAUUUAACUCUAGCAACGUUUAGAAAUAUAUUUUAAAUAUCUUAGCUGCAAGCAGCUGUAAAAUUGAAGGUGUGCAGCCUGUUCCAAAUAAACAAAGUUUUAUCUAA